AUGAUUCUUUUUAUACAUAUACAGGAUUGUGGUAGACUCUUAUACAUGGGUCAGAAUGAAUGGGUGCAUGUAAACUGUGCACUCUGGUCUGCUGAGGUGUAUGAAGAAACUGAUGGAUUACUACAGAAAGUUUAUUCCGCUGUUGCUAGGGGUAGAAAACUGAGAUGUGACGCUUGUGGAAAGCCGGGAGCCACAGUCGGUUGUUGUCAGCUGGAUUGCAAUGCUAAUUUUCACUUUCCAUGUGCUCGUCGUAAAAAUUGUGCCUUUGUUGAGUCCAAGAAAGUCUUCUGCUCUGCACAUGUGGCAUUUGCUGAUGGCAGGCUUCUUUCAAAAUUUGAUCUUGAGCAUCGAUUGUGCCUGGACAUGGAAAGUAACAAGUACAUAAAAAAACAGUGGCUUGCUGGACUCAACCAUUCGACCAUCUGCAUUCUUGUUGGUUAG
Molecule: messenger RNA, 441 nt
Organism: Helobdella robusta
Lineage: Eukaryota; Metazoa; Annelida; Clitellata; Rhynchobdellida; Glossiphoniidae
Exons: 3
Coding region: 1-441 (146 amino acids)
Biological process (GO): positive regulation of DNA-templated transcription
Cellular component (GO): histone methyltransferase complex
Molecular function (GO): histone H3K4 methyltransferase activity
Source: RefSeq, a predicted model, not a curated record